Colossoma macropomum (tambaqui) is the source of this 5972-nucleotide messenger RNA. It is a transcript of the gene dlg3, whose product is annotated as discs, large homolog 3 (Drosophila). Gene Ontology annotation, cellular component: neuron projection; neuromuscular junction; postsynaptic density membrane. Gene Ontology annotation, molecular function: kinase binding. Lineage: Eukaryota; Metazoa; Chordata; Actinopteri; Characiformes; Serrasalmidae. The record is from RefSeq and is a predicted model, not a curated record. Gene Ontology annotation, biological process: chemical synaptic transmission. The coding region runs from base 190 to 2958 and encodes 922 amino acids. The transcript is spliced from 22 exons.
AGGAACAAAGAGGGGGUAACAGGGCUUGCGAAAGUCGGCGACGUUGCUGCGAUUCGUGCGGUUUUUUUACCACUAGCCUUGCUGUUCCCUGAGCCGAGCAGCGGCGUGUGCUGUGUUUGAUCUGAGCAGGCAGCAGCAGCAACAACAGCAGCAGCGUGAGAGAGCGCCACGCCGUGUGAGCCAGCCAGCAUGCACAAACACCACCACUGCUGUAAGUGCCCAGAAUGCUAUGAGGUGACCCGCAUGGCUGCCCUGCGCAGGAUGGAUGCCCCGGCGUACGGAGACUGGCAGCCGGAACCCUACGGAUAUCCGGCUGGCUACGGAGGCGGUCAGACCUUACCGCCACAGACCUCAGGUGGAGGAGCGGGAAUGGGCGGAGGGGGCACGCUGGGGAGAAGUAAAGGAAAAAUGAUGUCCGCCGGGGGUCCUGGAGGCCCCAAUCCCAAGAGCCAAUCCAAGGGUGGUCCCAAGGUGAACGGAAACAACUCGGGAGGGCAAGGAGGAUGGUGGCCGGAAUGCACCUGCUCCAAUCGGGACUGGUAUGACCAGGCGAACCCUCCUCCCAUCAUUGUCAACGCAGAUUCACUGGAUGCAGGCCCUUAUGUGAAUGGGAGUGACGGCAUGUACAAAUAUGAAGAAAUCAUUUUGGAAAGGGGCAACUCUGGGCUUGGCUUCAGUAUUGCUGGAGGGAUUGAUAAUCCACACAUCCCUGAUGAUCCAGGAAUCUUUAUCACUAAGAUCAUCCCUGGAGGUGCAGCAGCCAUGGAUGGAAGACUGGGGGUGAAUGACUGUGUGUUGCGGGUGAAUGAGGUGGAUGUGUCAGAAGUGGUGCACAGCCGGGCUGUGGAGGCUCUGAAGGAGGCAGGGCCUGUGGUUCGGUUGCUGGUGCGCAGGAGACAGGCUCCACCUGAGACCAUCCUGGAGGUCAACCUACUCAAAGGGCCUAAAGGCCUGGGCUUCAGCAUUGCCGGGGGUAUUGGCAACCAGCACAUUCCUGGAGACAACAGCAUCUAUAUCACAAAGAUCAUUGAAGGCGGGGCUGCACAGAAAGAUGGAAGGCUGCAGACAGGCGAUCGUCUCCUGGCUGUGAAUAACAUCGUCCUGCAGGACGUGCGUCAUGAAGAGGCCGUAGCUGCAUUGAAAAACACUUCAGACAUGGUCUAUUUGAAAGUGGCUAAGCCAGGACCUGUACACCUCAAUGACAUGUAUGCUCCUCCGGACUACUCCAGCAGUCUCGCCCUCCCCCCAGCCUUCCCCACCAUGGUGGAUAACCACGUCAGCCACAACUCCAGCAUGGCAUACAUGGGAGCCAUGGAGCCCAAGCCCGUGUACCAGCCUCCGCAGGUCACCCCGUCACGUUACUCCCCAGUGCCACGGCACAUGCUGGGGGAGGACGACUUCACUAGGGCCGAGCCCAUUUACAGUGUCAUCCACAAACAUCUUGGGGAAACCAGCCCUCCCUCCCCCCACCUGUGCAGAGGGGGGUCAGGGGAUGUGGGCUGCGGCCCCGCCCCGCCUGCCCUGUGCCAAAGCCUGGUCCCGUACUCUGGCAGGGAGCCACGGAAGGUCCUUCUGCACAAGGGCUCCACAGGACUGGGCUUUAAUAUUGUGGGCGGGGAGGAUGGAGAAGGAAUUUUCGUCUCUUUCAUCCUGGCGGGUGGGCCGGCUGACCUGAGUGGCGAGCUGAGAAGGGGAGAUCGCAUACUAUCGGUGAAUGGUGUGAACCUGCGCAAUGCCACUCAUGAACAGGCUGCAGCUGCACUGAAGAGAGCUGGGCAGACGGUGACAAUCAUCGCCCAGUACAGGCCAGAAGAGUACAGCCGUUUUGAGUCUAAAAUCCACGACUUGAGGGAGCAGAUGAUGAACAGCAGCAUGAGCUCUGGAUCAGGCUCCCUGCGCACCAGUGAAAAGCGCUCCCUCUAUGUCAGAGCUCUAUUUGACUAUGACCGUACCAGAGACAGCUGCCUGCCCAGCCAGGGCCUGAGCUUCUCUUAUGGUGACAUCCUGCAUGUCAUCAAUGCCUCGGAUGACGAGUGGUGGCAGGCACGGCUGGUCACGCCCCACGGAGAGAGUGAGCAAAUUGGAGUCAUUCCCAGCAAGAAAAGGGUGGAAAAGAAAGAGCGAGCCCGGUUAAAAACAGUCAAGUUCCAUGCUAGGACAGGCAUGAUUGAGUCCAACAGGCCAGUCAAAGUAAAGCGCAAAAAAAGCUUCAACCUUUCACGCAAGUUCCCCUUUUACAAGAGCAAGGAGAAUAUUGUGCAGGAGUUGGUGGAAUCUGAACAGUGCUUGACAUCAAAUACCAGUGACAGUGAGAGCAGCUCAAAAGGGCAAGAGGAUACAAUUCUAUCCUAUGAGCCAGUGACUCGACAAGAGAUCCACUACACAAGGCCUGUUAUCAUCUUGGGUCCAAUGAAGGAUAGGGUAAAUGAUGACUUGAUUUCAGAGUUUCCUCACAAGUUUGGAUCUUGUGUCCCACAUACAACUCGUCCACGGCGAGAAAAUGAAAUGGAUGGACAAGAUUACCACUUUGUGACCUCAAGAGAGCAGAUGGAAAAAGAUAUUCAGGACAACAAGUUUAUUGAAGCGGGGCAGUUCAAUGAGAAUCUGUACGGGACCAGCAUUCUGUCUGUUCGGGCAGUGGCUGAGAGGGGGAAGCACUGCAUCCUGGAUGUGUCUGGGAACGCCAUAAAGCGACUUCAACAAGCACAACUCUAUCCGAUUUCCAUUUUCAUCAAGCCAAAAUCCAUUGAAGCCCUAAUGGAAAUGAAUAAGAGGCAGACAUAUGAGCAAGCCAAUAAAGUCUUUGAUAAGGCAAUGAAACUUGAACAGGAAUUUGGGGAGUAUUUCACAGCCAUAGUCCAGGGUGACUCACUAGAAGAGAUCUACAAUAAAAUCAAACUGAUCAUUGAGGAGCAGUCAGGCCCUUACAUCUGGAUCCCGUCCUCAGAAAAACUCUGAGCUUGCAGCCUCCACUCCUCUGCACAUGUGCGGAGUCCUAUCCCAACCCCAGCCCUGCUCCAUCCUGAGUCCUCUCCUUCCCUUUUUACUGAUAUGUUUCAUAUCAAGUUUUAGUGUCAUCAUUAUGUUACUCUCAAAUGAAAAGAAGUCUUAUCACCAUUACUGUGACUGUGCACACCCCUGCAUGAGUUUCUCAGCAAAUCCAUUCAAGACUGGAAAUGCAGUUCCAAAUGAAUUUUUUGUCAUGUAAAACAAAAAGGGAAAAUGAAUGAAUCCUUUGUGUGUUUGGAUGGACUUGGGAGGGGAAUGCCUCAAGCUAAAAGAGUGGGGCCUGUGAUUUUAAGAAGUUCCUUGGACAUGGAGACUGAAAUGCUGGAACCCUGUAUAUGUUCCUUGUUACAUUAUAAAGAAAUGGAAGAUGCUGAGUAAAGACAAAUGUUUUCUACAAGGACUAAACACAGUUUAAACCUGUUGAAGGUACUGUUUAUGGGGUUAUUGAUCAUGUUUAUAGAAAUUUAGUGGAGAAACUUAGAAACUGGUGAUCUUCAGUAGUCACAUGACAGUUGGCUGCUGCUGCCAGUUGGCGUGGCACAGUUGGUAGAGACGCCAUUAAAGGCAGAACAAAUGGAAAAUGGGUAUGAAUCUAUACAUUUAUAUUACUGAAAUCACAUGGUAAAUAAAAAUCCUAUGGAGCGAUUUUACUACGUAAUAUUAAAUACUACGGUACACAUUUUACACUUCACUAGAAUUGUCUACUUGGAGGGCUGUUAGAGUUCAUUUACUUGUUUUUGUGUUCUCUCUUUCUUGUGGUUUUUAGCUGCUCUGUAUUAAAGAUGAAGGUAGAGGGGUGUAACUGGGCUCUCUGCAGAACACCAAACUGCCUUAUGAUUAAUAAAAAUUCUGUGGAAUUUCAGUCAUUUUGGGGGGACGCUACAAAUUACUCAACUGAUCAGUGCUUAAUGGAAGACUCAAACGGUUUAGUGUUCUUUGAGUUUCUACUUAUUGGAGGCCUAACUUGUGAGUGCAAUAGACUUAAGUGUCUUACCUCUUUGAAAUCCUUUUUUCCUCAUUACUUUUGUCUUAAGUGACUGAUUUCUGAAUUCUGAUUUUGGCAGCCAAGGCUCCCCUGAAGUUGUUGAGCAGCAGACAGCCCAUUUGCACUUUCUCUGCCUUCCAAGACUCUUCUCUUCAGACUGAACGGCAACAUGGUACUGUCCUGUAAGCUGCUUGACCAGGCAGCCUUAAAACGGGUAGAAUCAAGACAAUAAUUGUAUUGGAUGUUCUUCUCAAUAUUAAAGAGUCGGUAGAGCCUGAAUAGGCCUAAUUUCCCCAGAACUCAAAGAUGUUUUGAUUAAAUCCUGUCAUUUGUAAUUGUUUUAAAUACUUUUUUUUAUUUUCUAUUUUGGGCUGACGUUACUCUGCUGUGUUGAACCUUGUGCCAGGAGUGAGCUUGGUAAGCUCAGGAAUCUGAUGUUUGGAUAUAAUCCAUGGAAGUAAUCACAUGGCGAUGGGAAAAUGGUUCCCGUCAAUAGAAUAUUCACGCAAAAGAGAUGAAAAUAUUCUUCACUGAGCACCUAGACAAGCUAACAUAAAUACGUAGGUAUUUGCAAGAUUUCCUCUCCGUUUUGACAUACGUUGUGAGCACUGUACCUGUGGUGACCCUCCUGUGCACGUUCUGAUUCAGAAGAGGAAAGGCCCACCUGCAGUGCUGAGCUUUACCACUGUUGAGGCUCUGUACGAUGUGUAAGGAGAGACUGUGCUGACUCACUCAUACAGGAUUACUGUGGUCCCCCAAAACCUCCAAGAUGACAUUUUUCCCCUUUUCACUCUGAAGACGAUGAAAGUUUAAGAAUCGUGGAGGUACAAGAACCAGACCAGCAUUUUCUUGCCCACCGGAAGUGAAAUUGCUGUGCCCUCUACACCCCAGCUCCUGUUUCUGCAGGCAUUUUCUGAGCAGGUGUGCGCACCUGCCAGACAUCUCCACUAAACCAGCUGUCAUACCUGUGUCAAAACCAGAGUUCAGGGAAUAAUCGAAGGGAACAGAGCCAUUUAUAAACUGCUUACAGACUGUUUCAAAGGGUGUGAUAGCUGUAAAAUGUAAAUAUCCCCCUCACUUGUGCUUCAUGCAUGUGUGAAACAACUGGGACAAUGUUUUAUAAAUCACAAAUGUCAGGUAAGUAAACUUUGAAUUAUUCUGAGAUUAAUUUCCAUACAAAUGUGCCGUAAUGUGGGUAUUUCUCUAUAGACAAAAAUCUUCAGCUGCCUAUCACAACACAUUUUCUAGUCAGUUGGGAAUCGACUUCCCUAAACUAGGGCCUGUCUAUUUGUGAUAUCUUGUGGAACUUGUCUGAGUGUAUAGAUGAAAAAUUGUAAAAAGUAAUAUAAAUAUAUAUAUACACACAUAUUUAUAUAAAUAUAUAAAUCAAGAGAUGCAUACAGCAACUUGUAGGGAGAAGAAGUAAACCAGGAGCAUAACUAACUCAUUUAGUGUAGAACUGGUCCUCUCUGGUGUCAAGUGGGAAAAAAAAAACAGCUGACUGUUAAUGUGUCUGGUGUCAGUCAGCCAUGUCAGUAAAGCCCAAAGAAUUUUCAUUCAUUGUACUCUUUCUAUUGAGAUUGCUGAAUCCUCCACUGAUUCUGAAUGAUCCUGCGUGUACUGAGGAGGGUGUCAAUCUUUGCUCCAGAGAAGAGAUUUAAAUAAACUUGUUAAGGGUGGGGCACAAGGAUUCUGGUUUGUCUUUUUGGGUGAUGAUUAGUUAUUGAUGUGAAAGCACAUGUGCAGUAAGUGCUUGCAAGUAUGAAUUGAUUGUACAGUGGUGUCCUCCCUGUGAAUACAAAUGAUAGAACCUAUCAGGACACAAGGAAAACAAGUCUUCAAGUAUCCUGGUCAGGAGGGAACAGUCCUAGAUUUUUUUUUUUUUUUAAUUAUUUUAUUUAUUUUUCCCCUUUCUUUUUUUUGGACUGGACAAGAGUUUAUUUGUUUGGAAAUAAUAAAAUAUGUGGUUCUGUUCAGA